GUGUCGGCAAACUCUGUUCAUUCGUUAAACUUUCUCUUUCGCGUCUGUCGUAAAUAAAAAUUGUUUACACUAAAAUUAAACUCAUAAUAAUCAAGUUUGUCAUUCAAAAUCGACCACUACAAUUUAUAUUUAAAAAUAUAUGCGUGAAUUAGUGGAUUACCACGAAAGUGACUGUGCUCAAUGGAAAAUAAUAACAAUGCGAAAUCUGUGAUUGUAUUUUAAAGGCACCUUUUGGUGUGUUAAAUUGAAUUACUUUGAUGUAAAGAGAUUAACAAACGUUUUCGCGACAUGGGAAAAGAUUACGGGGAGCCGUUAAAAUACGACCCGCACUUCAACGGGCCCAUCCACAAUCGUUCCUGCACGGACAUAAUAUGGCUAAUAGUGUUCAUUCUCUUCCUUGGAGCUUGGGGAUACGUGGGAUAUGUGGGUAUGACUCAGGGCAGUGUAAAGAAAAUACUUGCGCCAGUCGAUUCAAACGGAAAACGUUGCGGACUUGACUCUAACGUCGAACACAAACCGUAUUUAGUCUUCUUCGAUAUAUCAAAAUGUCUGUCACCCGGGACACCUAUAACUGGUUGUCCUACCCAACAGGUAUGCGUAAAAAAAUGUCCAUCGAAAACUCACGUAUUUAACGUGGAAAUUACAAACACAGCCUCUCUCGACGCCUUAAGGUCGGAAAUCAUCUGCACUGACGACAUCAAUGUCCAGAAAAUGACACUGAAGGAAGCCAAACAUAAUAUGAAUAUAGGGAAAUGUACAUCUUACGUCUUAAAAAGUCAGCCAGUGUUGUUCCGUUGCAUCGGGGACCUGUCCACUCUACCGUGCAAUAAGGAGUCGCCAAAGCCCGACUCUCCAUGGGCACAAACUGAGAAGGACAACCAGAUCUGCUUCCGAAACGCUAAAGAGACUACGGAGACUUUGCUGAACAGAGCUACAGCUUUGGAUUCCUAUGUCGGCUGGAUAUCAGCAAGUUGGGUGACGUACUUCACUAGAGGCGCCAACGAACGCGACACACACAUACUAUCAGCCCAAAUAGUCCAGGACCUGGUGCAAUCCCGCUGGUACAUGUUAGGAGCUUUGGUGGUCGUGGUAAUCAUCUGUUUCAUCUACAUAUUGCUGCUACGAUGGGUGGUCGCACCUGUGGUCUGGACGUCUAUCGUGGGGCUCUUUGCUCUGCUUGGAUUCUCGUUAUACUUGGUAUACAAGAACUAUGAAUACUACCGCGCCCAUCCUGUAAGUUUACAACAGACAACCAACCUCAAAGGUUAUGCGGAGUCCUGGCUAACCAAAGCGAGUACCUGGAUGGUGAUACUUAUUAUUCUGGCCAUCGUCACGUUGCUGCUAUUGUUAAUAAUCAUCUUUCUACGAAGUAGAAUCGUCGUUGCCAUAGCACUCAUAAGAGAGGGAAGCAAAGCCGUCACUGCUAUAAAAUCCACGGUAAUCUUCCCCAUAUUUCCAUGGCUCGUACAAUGCGCAGUAAUUGCAUACGGCGUCGUGGUACUGAUGUACUUGCUGUCUAUUGGAAAACCAGUCUUCAGUGUCGUGAAUCUCGAGAGCGACCCUGACUGUGAUUGUAAUGGGCAUUACACAAAAGACCAGGAAGCAUGCGACCCGGUCACGUUUUCGACAUACUGCCACGACAGGACCGCCUCGAGUGGGAUACCGGGAUUUGCAGUGGCCCCCUGCCGCAACGCCACUUGCCACUUCGCCGGCCUCGAAAAUGAGAAUAUGCUCGUAUAUCUUUAUCACUUUAUAAAUCUCCUUGGAUUCUUCUGGACGAUGUUUUUCAUCAGCGGCGUGGCAGACAUGAUGCUUGCAAGUACCUUUUCCACUUGGUACUGGACUUUCCAUAAGCGAGACUUACCUUUCUUCACUCUGACUUCUGGUAUUUAUAGAACACUUCGUUAUCAUUUGGGUACAGUCGCUUUCGGAGCACUUAUCAUUGCAAUUGUGCGAGUUAUUCGCGUCAUCUUAGAGUACAUCGACCACAAGUUGAAGAAGUUCGACAAUCCCUUCACACGAUGCGUGAUGUGCUUCUGCAAAUGCUGCUUCUGGUGUCUCGAAGGUUUCCUCAAGUUUAUUAAUAAGAACGCCUACAUUAUGUGCGCCGUUCAUGGAAAGAGUUUCUGUACCAGCGCUAGAGACGCCUUCUCUUUGCUCAUGAGGAAUAUUGUCAGGGUUGUCGUCCUAGAUAAGGUGAUGGACUUCAUCUUCUUCCUAUCAAAAUUGCUGAUUUCAAUCGGCAUAGGCUUCGCCGUGUACUACCUUCUGCAAUGGAACUAUGUGUACGAGGUGACAAAGGGCGAGCGCUUGCACUACAGCUACGUGCCAGCUGUAAUCCUUAGUAUCGCUACGUAUCUUGUGUGCACCAUAUUCUUCAACGUGUACGCUAUGGCUGUUGAUACGUUGUUUCUUUGCUUUUUGGAAGACUGCGAAAGAAACGACGGGUCCAACGAUAAGCCUUACUUUAUGUCUACGAAUCUUAUGAAAAUACUGGGGAAAAAGAACAAGAGAUUUAAGCCACAUUAAGCUAAACAAAAGAAAACAAGUGCCAAAUACGACAAACAUCAAACGUGCUACAAAGAGUUGUGAGAUUUGUUAGUUCUAGAUCGUCACAAAUCAAAACAUUUUAGAAUUUUGUCUUAAAAAAACAAACACAAACAAAUCGGGAAAUUGAUAUAUAAUUCAUUAGGAAUAUUCAAAUGAUUAUCACUAUAUGUAUAGUUACCAAGUUUCGAACUAUAAUAGAACUCAUUAUUUUCCCGAUAUUUCGACCGAAGAAUUCAUACGUGAUAAAUCAUUUAGUAAAUAACCACUAAAGUCUAAUGUACGUAUGAAUUAUAUUAAUAAUGACUCAUUUAUUAUUGAACGUUGCAACUUUCUUAAUUGGAAAUUGUGUAUUUUUACAUAAGCAGAUUUUAAAAGUCUUGCAAACGGUCAAUUUUAAGUCAUCACAUUAGGGUGGUCAUUUGUAAUUCUUUCAAUUUAGUGUCGUGAUAUUCUGGGACCUACAUAUAACUUCCACUAAAAAUACUUAAGUAAUAAAAAUAUUAUUGUAUAAA
Hyposmocoma kahamanoa is the source of this 3062-nucleotide messenger RNA. RefSeq names its product CTL-like protein 2 (gene Ctl2). Gene Ontology annotation, cellular component: membrane. The transcript has 13 exons. The record is from RefSeq and is a predicted model, not a curated record. NCBI's taxonomy places the organism in Eukaryota, Metazoa, Arthropoda, Insecta, Lepidoptera, Cosmopterigidae. Gene Ontology annotation, biological process: transmembrane transport. Gene Ontology annotation, molecular function: transmembrane transporter activity. Bases 289 to 2529 code for a protein of 746 amino acids.